Debaryomyces fabryi is the source of this 1215-nucleotide messenger RNA. RefSeq lists its product as uncharacterized. Lineage: Eukaryota; Fungi; Ascomycota; Pichiomycetes; Serinales; Debaryomycetaceae. Bases 1 to 1215 code for a protein of 404 amino acids. The record is from RefSeq and is a predicted model, not a curated record. The transcript has a single exon.
AUGCAACCUUCAAUAUCUGAUUUGUAUGAAACUAAAUUAAUUACUUGUCCUGCAGCUUUCCCUAGAUACCCUGGUUCAGUAAUUAUUCCUCAACCCUCAAAUGAUCCUGAUGACUAUCGAUUGAAUAUUUGCUAUAGAAGAUAUAAGACUAAAUCACAUGUUUCAGAACAACCAAAAAUCAAUAUAGUAUUCCUUCACGGGAAUGGAAUGAAUAAAGGUAUAUGGCAUUAUCACAUUGACAAAUUGUACAAUCAUUUCAAUAGCCAUGAAAAAUCAAAGUAUCGCUUGAAUACAGUUCUAGCAAUUGAUGCCGUAACCCAUGGCCAAUCUGCUGCAGUUAAUAAAAACAAGCUUGGUCAUGUUUAUGGCUGGAAAGACGGACCUAGAGAUGUAAUUGAUAUCGUGAAGAAUCAAGAGUCGAAGGAUUUCUUUUCCCAAAAUGCAAUCAACAUUUUAGUUGGCCAUUCUUUGGGCGGAUUCCAAGCAUUAUAUACCUGUUUUUUGGAACCUGAGUUAUUUGAUUCUUGCGUAACUCUUAAUCCUGUCUGCUACAUGGACAAUGAAACAGCAGAAUUACAUUUAUUUGCCUUGAAUAUGUGGCAUGAAUCGGGCAAGAUUAAGAGUCAUUUUGAUAUUCCUGAAGGGUCUAACUGGAAAGAGGUUGUAGAGCAUCAUUACAAGAAAGAAUCAUUCUUUAAGAGAUUUGACUCUACUGUUAUGGCGAAUAUGUUGGAAGAUGAAUUCACUGAUGAAUUAAAAAAGAAUCCCGAUGCCAAGUAUAAGACAAUUGACUUGAAUACCCCCGCCACUCAGGAGUACAUGUGCUAUUACAAUGCACAGCUUUUCAUUCCACAAGGUAUGGAGGUUUUUCAUCAGAUAACGACCCCUGUUUAUCAUAUUGUCGGGGACAACGAUACUGCUGGGCAAAGGGCCGUUGAGAGCACUAGAAAUGUUUUGCAAUCGGUGAUAAAGCCGAUAGACAUCGAAAAUUCCACCCAUAUAGUUCUAGGUGAAAACCCUGAUUUAGUGGUCAAUGAGUUGGUUAAGGCUAUUGAUGAUAAUAUAGAAAUCCAUAGAAAAAAUGGUGAUAUUAGAUACAAGGAACCUAAAUUGUUCGAGAAAUAUGGUAAAGACUAUAGGAACACAUUGAUAGCCGAAGAAUACGAUGUCUACACGACGGCCAGUAAGAAUGGCACCAAAUUAUAUAAAUUAUAA